GUGACACUUGCCGUUCAUUACCUACUUGCGCGUUCGGAGUCUUAAUUUAAGUUUUAACAGCUUGCAUUCAUUUACUACCUCCUCCGAAACGGAUCACGUAUCUACCUACAUACUUUUUGGCUCCAUGUCAUGAGUGAGUACCUGCCUGAUACACAUAACUAAACAUUAUAUAAUGAUCUAGAGCUUGAGUGGGGCAAUGGCUGCCGAAGUGUACUUGUACAUCCUUGUAGCCAGGUACAAGGAUGAGUCUGGACGUGGGUCCAAUGCUAUCGUUGUGUAGAUAAGUCGAUACAGAGCCAGGUCCACGGGUUCUAAUCAAAGCGAAGAUAUACGCGAGCUCGUUUUCUUUUCGGCGCCACGAUUCCUGCGACUAUCCAUAACUCCAACUGAGCAUCCCAGCGGUCGGACCGGCUAGGCCUACGUUAUGAGGAGUUCCAAACCCGUCUGCCUGCUCUGCCGUCUACAAGCCGCCCAGAGAGCAAGUAAGACUGGUGCUGCGCAAUGGCAGACCCAGCCCGCUCGUCUCUUCACCAGAUUAUUGUUUUCGCGACGUGAUACACCAGGCGCCAGCAAUGCCGCGCCAAACGGUGCUAUUGCACCCGACCCAAAAUCUACGCAAUCGCUGUCACCCCCGCAGGUGCGAAGAAUACCGUCCACAAGACAUCAUCUGGAGUCCAAUACUCGAGGGCCCCAUUUCCAGCUAUCGCAGUCGAAGGCAACCGGAAAGCCGCCUUCUUCUCGAGUAGAUGCGCUCUUCCAACAGAUCAUCCAAGAGCAGGACAGCCUUCAUGCUGACACCGGCCACCCCCCCGAACCUGUGAGGGCGUCAACCGAUAUUGCCCUUGUCAAAGCUAUCGGAAAGCUUCAAGACAUGGUAGAUGGUGACGUCCCAGUGUCAGAUGCCUACCUAGUCUUCCAGUCUGAGAUAAUACCUGUCAUCCAGGUCCCAGGCACUCAUGUGCCUCAGGCAUAUCACAAAGUCACGCUUGCGCUGCUUGAGAAGCUUGUUGCGGCUAAGAAAGCCGACAUGUAUACGGACACACUUCCUACCCUCGCUAAUAUAUUCCGAAUAUAUGCGGAACUCGACGAAUUGCAACCAACGCAAUGGGCUAUUCUUGUGGGCGAGUUGAUCCAAUGUAUCGUUGAUAUGGACUCUUCAGCAGAAACUGAGUCCAUUGUCCAGUUCGAGAGGAUCGAGAGGAACGCUGCUCUGCGAAAAGUCAUGUUGGGAGAUCUUAUUGAUUCAUGGAAAGUCUUUUCUCUGCCUCGACUUGCCACAUCACCGAUAGGUGAGAAUCAGUUGACCAAAGGCUUCUGGUUUCCAAGGCUAGAUAAAUUUGCUUUAUCAAAGUUCUCCAAGAAAGGCAAUUUUUCUGCGGCAUUCAGUACUCUGUUUCCUCAAUAUCCACGUAACCACCUCGGCGAACCUGUUGCUGUGUUGGCUAUUGCAACGUUUGCUCUAAUGCACGAUAGCCAAAUGUGCCCGGUUGAUGUCAGGCAAAAUGCAACACGGUUCAUGUCUAAAGUAGCCUCCUUGCUCAUAUUCGUCGAUUAUCGCGAUGGCGCUCUUCAGAAUGAUCUUCGCAACACAUUUCCCGGAUUGGAGAGGUACGUCAUGGAGCUUUGGCCGAAAAUCAAAGAGCAUCUCAAGCAGGAAUCCGCGUCCCUAGACGGAGGACCUACCGAUAUGUAUAGGCCUCUUGUGCCCACGAAGGAGGUGCAAGCGAACCUCAUUUUUAAUCCAACUUCGAUUGGGUAUCGUCUGAGCCGAUUACAUGGAACUGGGAAUGUUAGGGAGCUGGACAAACUUUGGGAGGAGUUUGUUGGCUCCGAAGUGACGAUUUCAAAAGAAAGGGCCGAUCAAAUUCGGCUGAACCCCCACCUCAUCGACUCCUUCAUCAAAACACGCAUGACAUUUAACCAACCCGAUAAGGCCAUAGCCACAUGGAACCUCAUUGGAAAAGUUGGCCUAAAGCCCAGUCUAAGAACUUGGAAUUUGAUGCUUGACGGCCUAAGGAAAGCAGGCAACGUCGAUGGGAUCAAGAACAUAUGGAUCAAGCUUGCUAGAUCCGGACUGAAACUAGACACCGCAAUAUGGACAACCCGUGUUGCGGGGCUAAUUGACUGCGGUGAUGUUGAGGGCGGUCUCCAAGCACUAGAAGAGAUGGCUAGGUUGUGGGAAAGGGAUCCAACUAAGACUACUGCUGUUGCACCCACGAUAGAGCCAGUCAAUGCUGCCCUUGCGGGAUUGGUUCACACAAGGCAGCAUGGCGUCGCAGAGAAGUUGUUAGCCUGGGCUGGUAAGAAAGGUAUCAAACCAGAUGUUGUCACCUUCAAUACUAUGCUGCGUCUGGUAAUUCGUGAUGGAAACCGCCACAAGGAUGUUGAGCAGCUUUUCACUGCUAUGCAGGCUCAAGGCGUUCGUGCAGAUGAGGCGACGUUUACCAUAAUCCUUGAUGCUUCUUUCUCGAAAGAUGACGUACGAGACCCUGAGGAUCAAGCCAACAUUGUCACCAAUGUUGCGUCCGCAAUGUCUGCCGCUGGCCUGGAGCUUAACAUACAAACAUACGGCAAGAUGAUAUACCUGCUCUUGCGCUCCAAUGCCACAACAGCCGCCAUGGCUGUUGUGAACCACUUAUAUAACCGAAAUCUCGAACUUUCACCACACAUCUAUACAAUGCUCGUCGAGCACUGCUUCAAGCAAACUCCACCAGCUCUUGACUCGGUACGCUUGUUUGUACAGCGCCGACGCCACCUCGAUUUUGAUGAUAUGGACCGUAUUUUCUACGAUCGUGUCGUCAAGAAUUAUGCUCUAGUUGGCGAGGUCCAUGCCGCUCUCGACAUUUACAAACACGUGGUUGGGGCCGGCUCGAGUGUGCCUCUACCAACACUGACCGACCUAUUAGUAGCCUUGAUCCGCCAGGAUCGUUUUCAGGAUGCUAGGGUCAUGGUGAAUACUGAGAAGAAACGGUUCGAAAAUCAGCGUCCGGACUCGGAAGAGCAUGUUCAAUAUUGGGGUAACCGAUUCUGGCAAAUCGCACAAAAGUAUAAUCUACUAGAUUCUCCGCUACCCUCGCCUCAAGUGCCUAGCGUAUGAUGGGGAUCCGAUACAGAGUCUACUACAGUCUCUUAAUCCCCUUUACUAGAUAUCAAAAUACCAUGUUCAUAGGCCGAGGCAUCAUGGUCAUUUCAAUUGUAUAAUAGUGUAUACACAUAUAAAGGAGAGGCAUGGCGCGUAGACAUUUCGUGCCCGUUAUAGAGCGGCCCUCGUAAUUGGAAUGACGCGUUUUAUCCCGGACUCGAAA
Xylaria bambusicola is the source of this 3305-nucleotide messenger RNA. RefSeq lists its product as uncharacterized. Lineage: Eukaryota; Fungi; Ascomycota; Sordariomycetes; Xylariales; Xylariaceae. Bases 425 to 3097 code for a protein of 890 amino acids. Gene Ontology annotation, molecular function: protein binding. The record is from RefSeq and is a predicted model, not a curated record. The transcript has a single exon.